Prorocentrum cordatum is the source of this 1082-nucleotide messenger RNA. The record is from the annotation of a GenBank genome assembly. Lineage: Eukaryota; Dinophyceae; Prorocentrales; Prorocentraceae.
CCGCUCCGCCUCCAAGCCCCCCCUCCAACUGACGGCUGCUCAGCAGGCGAGGAUCGCCGCCGACAGAGCCGUCGCCAGGACCCGCCAAGAGGCGCGAGCGCAGGAGCGCGCUCGAAGCGAGCAUCAGUCUCGCGCCCCAUGGACCGCCCCAGGAGGUAGCCUGCGUCACGAGCAGGAGGCGGAGGAGGAGGAGCCGAAGCAUCCGGACGAGGGGGAGGCGGAGGAGGGCGACCUGGUGAGGUUCGCGCCGCCACCCGAACCAACCAAAGGAGGAAGAGAUGCACCGCGCGCUCGAUGCAGAGGGGGCGAAGGGGCCAGAGCCGCGGCGCCCUCUCCGCCUCGCCGCGGCCUCCGAGGCCCACUUGGCGCCUGGGCCACAGCCAGUACGGCGGCCAAACAGCACAGUCCUGCCCUAAAUGUGCGCCCUCGCCGGACCAAACUGCCCGAAACGCGGGGGCGGCAAAGCUCGGCGACUCCGGAGGGUCUGGUCUGCAACCGGCCGGGGGGCGGGCGGGGACCUCGCUGGAGCUCUCCGCCGCGCCCCGAGGAGGCGCGACGAGGACAAUGUCGUGCCCCCCCCAGGCCCCAAUGGCACCGAUCGCAAACCACACCCCGACGUUUUGGAGUCGCCAGAAACCUUGGCGCACGAGCGCCCGCCACCCCCGGCCUGCCUGCGCGGAGCGGCCCCGGGAGGGAGCGCGCCUCGCCGCCAGGGGCCCCGGAGUCUGCUGCCGCCGAGUGCCCCGAGCGGAGGCGGAGGCGAGGGAGGCGACGACCAGGAGCAGCGAGGGGCACCUAUACCCCCCUAUCGUUGCCUACGACGGGAGCGUGGGCACGAAAAAAAGCCCCCAUGGCACUGCACUGCGGCGAGCAGCAACUGCCCCAGACCUGACCUUCCAAAGGCAGAUGGGCGCGAACGAAGGCUACGAAUCUGUCGCGCGCGGCUUCGCGCGCGGAUGCGUCAGGGCUGUCUGCAGACCUGCGCUGGGGCGUGGCCCGCGCGCCCCGCUUUGGGGGCACGGGCUGUGCCCCGCCGAGGGCGCUGUGCACCACGCGACCCCAAUCCCAACCCUGUGGACAGC